Molecule: messenger RNA, 713 nt
Organism: Entelurus aequoreus (snake pipefish)
Lineage: Eukaryota; Metazoa; Chordata; Actinopteri; Syngnathiformes; Syngnathidae
Product: protein kinase C-binding protein NELL1-like
Exons: 5
Coding region: 93-713 (206 amino acids)
Source: RefSeq, a predicted model, not a curated record
GCUGCGCACACGCACCAAGGUGCUGGUGGAGACACGCUGCCUGACGCGCACACACCCCACUCAGGACUCCGUACCACGCAACUCGGACACAAAUGGAUAUUUCCGUGGCUUUGUUAUACCUCGUCCUUUUUUCCAAACCAGCUUUGGCUUUUGGGUCGGAUCAAGACUACCAGAUUGAUAUCAUCAAUGAAUUUGAUUUGGCAAAUGCCACCUAUGGAAUUACCCAAGUGGCGGGACUUCACAACAGCAGCAAGGCCUUCAUUUUCCGAGAUGUUGGGAGAGCAGUUCAAGCACCGGCGCACAUUACAGAGAAAGUCAUGCAGCUAUUCAAGAGGAAAAGUGAAUUCACCUUUUUGGCCUCCAUCCAGCAGAAGUCCUCGACAUCCGGCGUCAUAUUCUCCAUCCAUGAGUCAGAACACAGCUACUUUGAACUGGAGAGCAGCGGCGUUCGAGAGGAGAUCCGUUACCACUACCGCUUCAAGGGCAAGCCCCGCUCCGAGUCCUUCCCCUACCGCCUUGCCGACGGCCAGUGGCACAAAAUUGCCCUCACUAUAAGCUCCUCCCAUCUACUCUUGCACGUCGAUUGUAACAGAUCGCCCGUGAGCACACGAAUGGUUUUCCCACCGUCUCCGCUCUCCCUCUCGCUCGUGCUCCGACUGCCAAUUCUCCACCACCAACAACUCUCCUCUCUCCUUCCCGACGGCUGCCUUUAA